Molecule: messenger RNA, 747 nt
Organism: Adineta ricciae
Lineage: Eukaryota; Metazoa; Rotifera; Eurotatoria; Adinetida; Adinetidae
Source: the annotation of a GenBank genome assembly
AUGAGUGAUAAUGAAACAUUUCUAUCUGAAUUAGAUGAUGGUUUAUCUGAAAAAGAUUGGAAUGGUCCGAAACGAACAAUAUGUGCUCGUUGUGAACGACCGGAACUAGUCUGUCUUUGCUCGCAUUUACCACCAGUACCAAUUCAUCUCGAUCACACAUCCGUUGUCGUUUUCCAACAUCCGAAUGAGAUCAAACGACCCUUAGGUACUGUUCAAUUACUUUCGAAAUGUCUCGAUCCAUCAUCACUCACGGUUGUGCGUGCUCGACAAUUUCCGCGAAAACACUAUCCGCACAUUUAUUCAGAUCCAAAUACUUACUUGCUUUUCCCCAACUCCAAUGCUGUUCUAUUAGACGACGUGAUAAAAGAAAGUGAACAUUACACAAUCAUUGCGCUCGAUGGAACGUGGAACGAAGCAAUGGGUAUUUAUCAUCGUCAUAGUGAAUUACAAGAAUUGAAAACAUGUUAUGUGAAAAUUGAUCAGAAAUCGGAGUUUGUCAUUCGAACACAACCAACAAAAGAAACCGCGUCAACCUUAGAAACCGUCGCGUAUGCUUUACGAUGUACAGAAACAGGCAAGCCAACAUUAUUCGAUGAUAUCGUUCGACCAUUGAAACGUAUGGUUGAAUUGCAAUUAGGUUUAGGUGCUGUUGUGCACGAAGCUAAAUUAAGUCUGAUUGAAAACGGUCAAACACGACGACCAUAUAGUAAAAAACAUGAAAGAUGGUUAAUGACACUGCAGCAUUGA